Messenger RNA from Penicillium soppii, 1524 nucleotides. Its product is annotated as alpha-amylase. The transcript has 5 exons. Bases 1 to 1524 code for a protein of 507 amino acids. Gene Ontology annotation, biological process: carbohydrate metabolic process. Gene Ontology annotation, molecular function: calcium ion binding; hydrolase activity, hydrolyzing O-glycosyl compounds. Lineage: Eukaryota; Fungi; Ascomycota; Eurotiomycetes; Eurotiales; Aspergillaceae. The record is from RefSeq and is a predicted model, not a curated record.
AUGCAAGGCUUCGAAUGGCACGUACCAGCUGAUCAGGGCCAUUGGCGGCGCUUGCGAAAAUCGAUCCCAGAUCUCAAGGAUAUCGGAGUAGACAAUAUAUGGAUUCCUCCUGGGUGCAAAGGCAUGGAUCCUUGUGGUAUCGGGUAUGAUAUCUAUGAUCUAUAUGAUCUCGGAGAAUUCGACCAAAAGGGAACAAUAGCCACACGUUGGGGAUCGAAGAAGGAUCUGCAAGAACUAGUACGCGCUGCGGAAGAUGUGAAUAUCGGAAUUUAUUGGGACACAGUUUUGAACCAAAAGGCGGGGGCGGAUUCAACUGAGAAUUUCAUGGCUGUUAGGGUGGACCCAGAAGAUCGAAAUACCGAAUUAUCUCCACCGGAGAUGAUUGCCGGGUGGGUCGCGUUUGACUUUCCGGGUCGUGGUGAGAAGUACAGCAAGAUGAAAUAUCAUUGGCAACAUUUCACCGGCGUGGACUGGGACGAAUCAAAGCAGAGCUAUGCGAUAUACAAGACAAGUGGACAUAAUAAAGAUUGGGCAAAGGACGUCAGCGAUGAGCGUGGAAACUAUGACUACUUGAUGUUUGCUAACAUCGAUCAUUCCCACCCAGAAGUUCGGGCUGAUAUAUUCAAAUGGGGAGAGUGGAUUGGCACGGAAAUACCCAUCAGAGGCAUGCGAAUUGACGCAGCGAAGCACUAUUCAGCUUCGUUUCAGAAAGAUUUUGUCGCACAUCUCCGCAACACUGUCGGGGCCGAUUAUUAUCUGGUUGGAGAGUAUUGGAGGGGAGAGGUCAACCUACUUCUGAAGUAUCUCAAAAUGAUGGAUUAUGAAAUAUCGCUAUUCGAUGUUCCACUUUUGGGUCGCUUUGCGGCUAUCUCAAGGAUGGCAGGUGGUGAUUUACGGAAGAUAUUUAGAGGCACAUUGGUAGAAAAGAUGCCAAACCACGCAGUAACUUUUGUUGGAAACCAUGAUACACAAAUCGGACAGUCAUUAGAGACUGUGAUCGCCCCUUUCUUCAAGCCUCUCGCAUAUUCAUUGAUUUUGCUUCGAAGUCAAGGUCAUCCAUGCAUCUUCUAUGGAGAUCUCUAUGGAAUCAGAGGUGGACCGGAGCCCCAGGCUGGUUCGUCCUGCAACAGGAAGCUUCACAUCCUCACCCGUGCGCGGAAGCUGUUUGCUCACGGUGAACAGCGAGACUAUUUCAAUAGACGCAACUGCAUCGGUGAGUAUUGGGUAAUGUCGACUGUUAUAGUCACCGGUCUAAUUCACUCCACAGGAUUCGUACGAUAUGGCAAUUAUCAACACCCUUUCGGUCUUGCUUGUAUCAUGAGCAAUGGUGGCUCAUCUUACAAACGAAUGUAUGUUGGUAGUAAGCAUACCGGGGAGCUUUGGACAGAUAUAAUGGAGUGGCGGUGUGAGACAGUAGUCAUAAAUAGCUGCGGCUACGGCAUUUUCCCCGUCGAUGCUAUGAGUGUCAGUGUCUGGGUCAACUCCCUAGCAACCGGGAGACAUGAUCUAAAUCGCCCAUUGUAA